AUGUCACCAACUAAGACACAAAAUUCUGCUGAAGAGAAUAUUAGGGCUGAGCUUGGCCUUUCUGCAGAAGUCGUCACCAUCAGACGUAAUGCUCCAGCUGCUUUGUUAUAUGAAGAUGCUUUAAAAGAAAGAGACACAGCCAUUUCCAAUGCUGGUGCCUUGAUUGCCUACUCUGGUGAUAAGACCGGAAGAUCUCCACGUGAUAAGCGUAUCGUUGAAGAAGAAACUUCAAAGGAUAACGUUUGGUGGGGUCCAGUAAAUAAGCCAUGUUCCGAAAGAACUUGGGAAAUUAACAGAGAAAGAGCUGCUGAUUACUUGAGAACUAGGGAUCACAUUUACAUUGUUGAUGCUUAUGCUGGCUGGGAUCCUCGUUACAGAAUCAAGGUCAGAGUGGUUUGUGCUAGAGCUUACCAUGCCUUAUUCAUGACGAACAUGUUGAUCAGACCAUCAAAGGAAGAACUAGAAAAUUUCGGUGAACCUGACUUCACCGUCUGGAAUGCUGGUCAAUUCCCUGCUAACACACAUACCUCCGGUAUGACUUCUAAGACUACUGUGGAAAUUAACUUCAAGCAAAUGGAAAUGGUCAUCUUGGGUACCGAAUACGCUGGUGAAAUGAAGAAGGGUAUUUUCACUGUGAUGUUCUACUUGAUGCCUGUAAAUCACAAUGUCCUCACCUUACAUUCUAGUGCCAACCAAGGUAUUCAAGAUAAUGACGUUACUUUGUUCUUCGGUUUGAGUGGUACUGGUAAGACUACCUUGUCCGCUGAUCCUCAUAGACUGUUGAUCGGUGACGAUGAACACUGUUGGUCCGAUCAUGGUGUUUUCAACAUUGAAGGUGGCUGUUACGCUAAGUGUUUGGGAUUGUCUGCCGAGAAGGAACCAGAAAUUUUCAACGCUAUCAAGUUCGGUUCUGUUUUGGAAAACAUCAUUUACGAUCCUAACACUAGAGAAGUUGAUUACGAAGAUUCUACAAUCACAGAAAACACUAGAUGCGCUUACCCAAUCGAAUACAUCCCAAGUGCUAAAAUCCCAUGUCUAGCUGAUCACCAUCCAAAGAACAUUGUCCUGUUGACUUGUGACGCUUCAGGUGUUUUGCCUCCAGUAUCCAAGUUGACCCCUGACCAAGUUAUGUACCACUUCAUCUCUGGUUACACUUCCAAGAUGGCUGGUACUGAACAAGGUGUCACUGAACCAGAAGCAACUUUCUCCUCUUGUUUCGGUCAACCAUUCUUGUCUCUACAUCCAAUGAAAUAUGCUACAAUGUUGGCUGAAAAGAUGGCCGAACAUAACGCUAACGCUUGGUUAAUCAACACUGGUUGGACUGGUUCCUCUUACGUUGCUGGUGGUAAGCGUUGUCCUUUGAAGUACACCAGAGCUAUCCUAGAUGCCAUCCACGAUGGCUCUUUGGCUAAGGAAGAGUAUGAAGUUUUGCCAAUCUUCAACUUGCAAAUUCCAAAGGCUGUGGGUGACAAGGUUCCAGCUUCUCUACUAAAUCCAAGUAAGAACUGGGCUGAAGGUGAAGCUAAGUACACUUCAAAUGUCAAGUCAUUGGCUAAUUUGUUUGUAGAAAACUUCAAGACCUACCAAGAUAAGGCUACCGAACAAGUCUUAGCUGCUGGUCCGCAAUUAUAA
Messenger RNA from Kluyveromyces lactis, 1632 nucleotides. It is a transcript of the gene PCK1, whose product is annotated as phosphoenolpyruvate carboxykinase PCK1. Gene Ontology annotation, molecular function: ATP binding; phosphoenolpyruvate carboxykinase (ATP) activity. The transcript has a single exon. The record is from RefSeq and is a predicted model, not a curated record. Gene Ontology annotation, cellular component: cytosol. Gene Ontology annotation, biological process: gluconeogenesis. Bases 1 to 1632 code for a protein of 543 amino acids. Lineage: Eukaryota; Fungi; Ascomycota; Saccharomycetes; Saccharomycetales; Saccharomycetaceae.